Messenger RNA from Siniperca chuatsi (mandarin fish), 1522 nucleotides. RefSeq names its product cocaine- and amphetamine-regulated transcript 4 (gene cart4). Lineage: Eukaryota; Metazoa; Chordata; Actinopteri; Centrarchiformes; Sinipercidae. Gene Ontology annotation, molecular function: neuropeptide hormone activity. The transcript has 4 exons. Bases 966 to 1406 code for a protein of 146 amino acids. The record is from RefSeq and is a predicted model, not a curated record. Gene Ontology annotation, biological process: adult feeding behavior; negative regulation of appetite; positive regulation of MAPK cascade.
CUCACCUGGACGUCUUCAGUCCUCAGCAGGCAGAAUCACUCUGCUUUCAUCUCAGUGUGUGAUAUUAAUGUGAAUCGUUCUGUUUCCACCAGCUAAUGCAGCGAUUCUCACCCAGGUGGUGUGUGGAAAUACUGCCGUGGCUCAGCUAAUCUCAACAAAAGAUAGAAAUUCGAAUUAGAUUUAAUGAAAAUACAUCCACAUGUUUAGGAAAUCAGCACUCAAACAGCAUUUAAAACACUUCGUUCCAAAGGAAUCUCUACGAUCAGUGGAUUCGCUCUGGGAUCAAUAAAUCUGCGUCAGGAGCAACUUUGUUGAACUUCGACACCCGAAAUUGUUCCACUGAGGCACAAAACGACCAAACAGAGAUGCAAAAGACUGAAAGGAGGGUGAAACGACCAAAUGCGUCCAUGAUGAGAGCAGCUUUAAAUUAUUAUCAUGUGAUCACAGUAAUAAAACAAAUCAUCAGAUGUGAUCAGUAAAAAAGAAGAACACUCCGCAUGUUCGUCUCUCUGCUCCUGUGAGGUUAAUCUAACCUUCAGCUGCGAGUCACAGUCUGACCUUUGACCUCCGCACGCCGACACCUGUCUGCAGGCUGUUUAAUAUUAACCACGCAGACGCAUCAUCAAUCACAGGAAAACGCGUCCACGCAGCUCUAUCUGACGUGCUGAGUGCAUGAAUAAUACGCGAGCGAGCGGCUGGCAGCAGGAGGAGGAGACCGGUAUAAAUACAGGAGGGGGGACAGACCGCAGAGCACAAGAGAGGAGGAGGAAGAAGCAGAAGAGGAAGAGUAGGAGCUCACAACACUUCAGAAAAGACUUCAACUACGGAAGAAAAAGACGAGAAGAAACAGACUUUGGAAUUUGACACCAGAGAAGAAGAAAGGAAACUGAAUAUUUGUAUAAUAAUCCCGUCGGCUCUUAAAUCAUUUCUGUGGCAUUUAAUCGUGUUUAAAAAUAUUUCUGGCGAUGGAGAGCGUGCGUGCCGUGGUCUACCUGUCCGUCUGCCUGUCCGUGCUGACAUCGCUCUGCCAGGGUCAGAGGUCGGCCGACGGCCAGCUGCCGUCCGCACCGGAGGAGCCGUUCAUCGGACUCACGACCAAAGAGCUGGCUGCAGCUCUGCAGGGCGUCCUGGAUGAGGCCGACAGCAGCGUCUCUGUGCAGAAGAAAGCCAGCGUGAUCCCGCGGUGUGAUGUGGGCGAGCGCUGUGCGAUGAAACAUGGACUCGGAUCGGUCGGCUGUGCGACUGUCUCAGAGGAACAGCCUGCAACACCUUCUUCCUGCGCUGCUACUGAACACACACACACACACACACACACACACACACACACACACACCUUGGACUUCUAUACUUGUGAGGACAUGAACCUAAACCCUAAAAACAGUUUGAACCUUCAAACUGCUCUUUGAGAAAGCGAGGACCAGACUAAAUGUCCUCACAAAGAUAGAAGUACAGGAGGACACACACACCUCACCUGGCUGUCUCUCUGCAUGUUUCUGUCUUUGUUUUAAAGUUUCCGUGUCUG